AUAUCACAGCAGCAGCAUCAGCAGCCUCAGCAGCAGUAUCAGCAGCCUCAGCAGCAGCAGCAUCAGCAGCAGCAUCAGCAGCCUCAGCAGCAGCCUCAGCAGCAGCAUCAGCAGCAGCAUCAGCAGCAGCCUCAGCAGCAGCAUCAGCAGCAGCAUCAGCAGCAGCCUCAGCAGCAGCCUCAGCAGCAGCCUCAGCAGCAGCAUCAGCAGCCUCAGCAGCAGCAUCAGCAGCCUCAGCAGCAGCCUCAGCAGCAGCCUCAGCAGCAGCAUCAGCAGCCUCAGCAGCCUCAGCAGCAGCAUCAGCAGCAGCAUCAGCAGCAUCAGCAGCAGCCUCAGCAGCAGCCUCAGCAGCAGCCUCAGCAGCAGCAUCAGCAGCCUCAGCAGCAGCAUCAGCAGCCUCAGCAGCAGCCUCAGCAGCAGCCUCAGCAGCAGCCUCAGCAGCCUCAGCAGCCUCAGCAGCAGCAUCAGCAGCCUCAGCAGCCUCAGCAGCAGCCUCAGCAGCAUCAGCAGCAGCAGCAGCCUCAGCAGCAGCAUCAGCAGCAGCCUCAGCAGCAGCAUCAGCAGCCUCAGCAGCCUCAGCAGCAGCAUCAGCAGCCUCAGCAGCCUCAGCAGCCUCAGCAGCAGCAUCAGCAGCCUCAGCAGCCUCAGCAGCAGCAUCAGCAGCCUCAGCAGCCUCAGCAGCCUCAGCAGCAGAAAUCAGCAGCAGCCUCAGCAGCCUCAGCAGCCUCAGCAGCAGCAUCAGCAGCAGCCUCAGCAGACUCAGCAGCCUCAGCAGCAGCAUCAGCAGCAGCAUCAGCAGCCUCUGCAGCAGCCUCAGCAGCAGCCUCAGCAGCCUCUGCAGCAGCCUCAGCAGCAGCAUCAGCAGCCUCUGCAGCAGCCUCAGCAGCAGCCUCAGCAGCCUCUGCAGCAGCCUCAGCAGCAGCCUCAGCAGCCUCAGCAGCA
Messenger RNA from Sycon ciliatum, 942 nucleotides. RefSeq names its product putative cyclin-dependent serine/threonine-protein kinase DDB_G0272797/DDB_G0274007. Gene Ontology annotation, molecular function: ice binding. Lineage: Eukaryota; Metazoa; Porifera; Calcarea; Leucosolenida; Sycettidae. The record is from RefSeq and is a predicted model, not a curated record. The transcript has a single exon. The annotation marks the transcript as partial.